UCCCAACCCCGGGAGCGAGCUGACAGCCGGCCAUGGCCGACAGCUUGAGGAGGCUGGUCGGCGCGGAGAGCGGCCGGGUACUGCAGGAGAAGCUGGAGAGCUGGUACCGGGACUACGAGAUUAAUUCCUGUGAUCAGAAUCUGAACCGAUGCUGUGAAAUAAUAGAAUUGAACUCUGAGAUUCAAGGGCAACUCUUCACAAUCCUCAAUGAAACAUCUCAAGAAGGUGGGCAUUAUGCAGGUGUGGAAACAAUAAAAACUCGUCUCCUGCCAUGGCUAGGGACUUGUUUUUCCUGUGCUACUUCAGGAAGGCUCUUUGAAACCAACCUCUCUCUCGCUCGGGAUUCAAUUGAGAAAGAGAGGCAGCUGAGAGAGCUGGCCAGCAAUCAGACUCUUCAACUGCAAGAGCUGCAGGAAGAACUGACUUCAACUCGUCUACAGCUCGACCAUGUGCAACAAGAUCUGGCAAAAACCCAGUUGGCUCUUGAAGACACAAAGACCAAAUCAGCCACUACUCUUUUGGCAGCAGAAGAUGAAAUUGUUCAGCUAAAAGCAGCUCUGAAGACUUCCUGUGCCCGAGAGAAGGACGCCCUGAGGAAGUUAGAUCGUCUGAAUGACUAUGAGCAGCAGAUUCAAAUACUGCGGGAUGAGAUUUCCAUCCUGGAUGCCCAAAAGUCUGUUCUCCAGAGCAGGUUUGCACGGAGCCGCUCUCCUUUCCCAAGGCACAGUGAGAACAAGUCACCUAGUCCACUUCCCCUGAGGAGCUGCUCACCUGGCCGAGCCAGGCGUACAAAUGCUUCACGUCGUGCCUGCCUGGUAGCUCGCUUUGGUGACAUUUAUGCUCAAGAACGCUUGGAUGCAGAGACCCUUUUGAGGACAUAUGUCAGUGACAUGGAGAUGGUGCAGAGGAUAAUAUACAUUGCAGCUGUGGAGUCUUUUCAUGCAGCAAAGAUGGCCUACAGGCAGUUCAAAAUACGUGUAAGAGAGACUCUGUCUCUAGGCCACUCGGGGCCUGAGUCACUUGAAGACACUGUCCUGGAUUAUGUAGUUCGCCAUGAGGAUCUGUACGACGUUCAAGCCAGUGUCAAUGAAGUAAUUCGCUCCAUGAACAUCAGCCCAAAGAUUUCAUUUCCACCUGAAAUUGAUUUCAUUGUGAUCAGCACUUUGAUUCGAGAGUUGUGCCGUGUGGCUUUUUCAAUGCAGACACUCAUUCCUCCUCUUGAUAUUGCCUUUGGUACUGAUGGAGAACUUUUCAGUGAGACCAAGUACCAUCGUAGUUCUGACUCUGAUUUCACAGCUGCCUUGGUGGCCUAUCAUGUAUGGCCUGCUCUGAUGGAAAAUGAUGUUGUAAUUAUGAAGGGAGAGGCAGUCACAAAAAGAGGAGCUCUGUGGUCUCACAGAAGUAGAAGCAGAAGCCGCAGCCGUAGCACCAGUCCUCUUCUGUCUCAUCAUUUGUCUCGAAGCCGCAGUCCUUCACCCCUGAGGAGCGGAAGCCCAAGGCGUUAACUGAACAUGUUCCUGUGAUUCAGUACAUCCGGAUCCAGCAACUUCACUGGUGCCUUUUCUCUUCAAGAAUACCUCGUCUCGCAAUAACGUGAAUGGCAAUUGACACUCCAAAUGGAGUUUGUGUUCAGCGUGGUUUUUAGAAUUAUAGAAGGCUUAUUUAUAACUUUAGAAACUAAUUCAACCCUUCUGAUUUAAAAAAAAAAAAGUGCAUGCAAUACAGGAUCAUACUCAUUUGGCAAAAUUUGCAGAGCACUGAGGAACCCAUGCUGUAAUCCUGCAGAUAGAGAUAGAAUUACUGCAUCUAGAAUGUUAUCCACAGAUACCAAAUGAUGCGGUUUAUCUUGAUAGGAUGUUUAAUAUGACCUAAAUGAUGAACGUUGCAGAAUGUUAAGGUUAGCUGUUACUUGCAAAAAUUUCAUUAAUUGGUGCUUAUUUACAAUUUUAGAAAAUAGCAAUAAUCUUAGGAUGUGCCAGUCUCACACAGCAUCCUUUUAAAUAUGUCCUUGCGGUAAACUGAAUUUUCUAACUACAAUGCAAAAGUUGCACAGAACAGUCAUAAAAUACCAAUACUCCAGCAAUCCCCAGGACUUUAUUGACAUUUACUUAUGAAAGCAUGGGUGUGUGCUUUAGCAAGGCAGUAAUAGUCCUUGUUAAAUUCAUUGUUACUUAGAAAUGAAUAUCAUAAAAAAUUGUAGUUUGGAACUUCAAGUAUUUUGAAAGUGUGCCACUGACUAUUUGUAGGCUUGAAAUACUUGCUUGAGGUGGCCUAUUUGGUAUCAGUUUAAAUGGGCUUUCAUGCCAGACUGAUAGACUAGUAACUCUUGUGAACACAGUGAAAAAACGUAUCCAGUUAUCUCUUACUGUGGGCAUUUAUUACAUUUUAAGUGUAAAAAUUAGAGACCCGAAGAGAUUUUAUUUUGGCACUUUAAACAGUUUG
Messenger RNA from Gymnogyps californianus (California condor), 2442 nucleotides. It is a transcript of the gene SPATA18, whose product is annotated as spermatogenesis associated 18. NCBI's taxonomy places the organism in Eukaryota, Metazoa, Chordata, Aves, Accipitriformes, Cathartidae. The transcript is spliced from 13 exons. Gene Ontology annotation, cellular component: mitochondrial outer membrane. Bases 33 to 1505 code for a protein of 490 amino acids. The record is from RefSeq and is a predicted model, not a curated record. Gene Ontology annotation, biological process: mitophagy by internal vacuole formation; mitochondrial protein catabolic process.